This is a messenger RNA of Toxoplasma gondii ME49, 1163 nucleotides long. RefSeq lists its product as hypothetical. NCBI's taxonomy places the organism in Eukaryota, Apicomplexa, Conoidasida, Eucoccidiorida, Sarcocystidae. The coding region runs from base 467 to 1015 and encodes 182 amino acids. The transcript has 4 exons. The record is from RefSeq and is a predicted model, not a curated record.
CUGUCGUCGCCUCUUGCCGUGAGUCGUCCGCCACAGUGGCGCCAGCAAGGGUGCCCGGGAGAUCAGUUGGCGACGUGGCAUCGGCAGCUGGAAUAGUCUCAGAUGCAGCUGCGCUAUCCUGUGAAGCCUCCGCUGAUGGUUGGGCUCCUGAUUCAGCCCCAAUUCGCUGUCCCAUUGCGGCGAUUCGCGAAAUCGAAGAUGGAGUCCGCUAACAGAGAAGCGCUUUUCAGAUACACACAGCAAGCUUAAAAAGAACAUGGAAGGAAGAGGCCACCUGGGUCGUCCCAUCUUUCCGCGGAAAUUUAUGUAUCUCUCGCGGGUGAUCGAAUCGACUGAGGCUGCCAGCGAGCCGCAGCAGAGAAAGAAAACAUGUAUGAACUGGCAAAGUGUGCCUUUCGAAUGAGCUCGUCAUUCACCAACAAAAACGAGUCGAAAAAGAGACGAACAAGAACAACUUCUUCUGCGCAUGGCUCACUGGCACCUACCCCUCUUGUACCAGACUAGCCUCGUCCGGGUCAACUGCCGCGGUUCCGCAAGAUACGGCGGCCUGUUGAGAAUGCAGGCGAGAUUCUCCCCGAGGUCCGUGAAACGAACAGCCACAGGUGGAGUCUGGCAUGAGCUAAAGAAAUAUGAUUCUCAAAACAGCAUGCGUAUCGCAGGAGCACUUUCUCCGACGCCCUCGUAUCGCGUCGCGACGCACGCCGCGGUGCCACGGCGGCCACGCCAAGACAUCAGGAUGCGCAGCCUUCCCCUUUACCAGUUUCCAGUCUCCUGGCUUUUCCAGUCCGAAGUUCGAGAAGUGGGCACUACUAGAAGGCAUCAGGCGAAGAGAAACUCGCAACACCAGCCGCUCUUAGGGUCUAAUCCGGCUUUGCAGCACUCCCCUGCUACCAUUACAGACAGGCUAAGUGAAUUUCCCAGUGGAAGAGCUCCCAAUCCCGCGUGGAGUAAGUCGGCAAAAACGUCCACGUUCCGUACGAAACACAUAUAUCCCCUUCCCCCAAGACAUCGCUGAAGACACCGUCGAUGUGUCAUGCGAUCGUCUCUUUUCUUGCCCUUCUCUCGAAAAUUCCAUCCUUUCUGCGAAGAGCUGUAUGGGACUGAAGUAAACUGAGAUUCUAACUCUGAACCCCUUGCACCCGCAGUUCUAUCGCUCGUUGAGA